AUGACUUCGGAUAGGCUUGCUACGAGUCUUUCGGUUUUUGACAACCCGAACAACGCCAUACCGAAUGUUCAGGAUCUGGAAGAAUCGUUGGAGGAUCUGGACGUCUCAUUUAUCCCCGACGAUUCCAUCAUUCCCGUGGAUGAAGUCGAAAUGGCGGAUGAAGCAAUUCGUCUGCCGUCGUAUUCUGCAUCAGCCAUGACGGAUGAGCCACCUUCAAUGGUCAAUAUCUCAAUGGAGGACGACGAAGAGGACUACGUCGUUCCAGCCGACGUAGAAAUGUACGAUGACGGUAUGGAUGACACCGUGAUCGUGCACGAGACCGAGGAUCCUACUCGCUCUCCACAUCAGCAGCCCGCAGACUCGUUUGAAACGGAGGAUACUGUCAUCAUCUCAAGACCCGAUGGCGAAGCUUGCGGAGCUGAGGCUGAGGGUGAUUCAGCAGAGCUCGUGACGGAACCAGUUCAUACCGUCCAUGAAAUUGCUGUCAAAAGCCACCAGAUCCCAAGCCCUCGGAGGAGGAUCGUUGUCGACUUUGACGAAUUUCUGGGUGCUCGACGCUCUCCGGAGCGUCUCCAUGCGGAGACAGAGAACCUCACAGCGGUGGAUGACGACCGCGACGCUCAAGCUGGAGCGGAAUCGACACUUUCAUUGGAUCAAGCGCCACAAGAUGCUUUGCGCCGUCAGACACUCAACUUCAACGAUUUCUUCGAUGUUGGCGCUCUUGCAGAGCCUACGGCCCAGAUAGACAUUGACCUGGAUUCGGCACAAGAGCUGCAAAUGGAGUUGGCGGGCCAGCUUUCAACCAAUGCACCCGAGCAGCAGACCGACGGCACGAGCCUAGUCGAUGAUCAGUCAGAGGGACAGCCUGCCCAUGAUCUCGAGACAACCAGCGCAAACGAUGACGCCGACAUGUUUGAUUUGUCGCGAGAUACCACGCACGCGGACCGUGUGGAAGUCAUCAACGAGCCCGAAGUCCCUCACUACGCUCGCCCAACCAUCGCAUUCCAUGCGCGCCGCAAGUCACUUCCAGUGUCUAGCCUUCGCACGCCCACCAAGGCCGGCACGCGUCCUCACACUUCAGACGGCGCUAGCAUGCCUCGAAUCGUGAACCCCUCCGCGCAUGCAUGCGCGUCCUAG
Molecule: messenger RNA, 1137 nt
Organism: Neohortaea acidophila
Lineage: Eukaryota; Fungi; Ascomycota; Dothideomycetes; Mycosphaerellales; Teratosphaeriaceae
Exons: 2
Coding region: 1-1137 (378 amino acids)
Source: RefSeq, a predicted model, not a curated record